AUGGUUAGACUCUUCCAGGACACAGAUCCUAAAAGUCAGCCCUGCAUUCUGAGCAGCUCAAAAAGAGGAGCUGGACCAGCAUUACCUCAUACCCUGCCCUCCCUUGCCGGGGACAAAUGGCUCUAUAAUGACAGCUCCAUAAUGGCAGCGGGUGAGGCCAUGGUGCAUAUCAGGGUCACACUUCUGCUGCUAUGGCUUGAGGUAUCUCUGCCCAUUUCUGGUUACUCUCAAGCCAGUCCCUCCCAAUUCUCCUCCUCAGAACUGGUGAUUCCCUUGAAGGUGCAAAGAGGAAAAGGUGCAAAGGCUUCUUCGGGCCAGCUUUCCUACAGUCUACGAUUUGGGGGCCAAAGACACAUUGUCCACAUGAGGGUCAAGAAAUUCUUGAUAUCUAGACAUCUCCCAAUGUUCACCUAUACAGAUCAGCAUGCCCUUCACCAGGAUCAGCCUUUCGUUCCUGAUGACUGCUACUACCAUGGUUAUGUGGAGGGGGUUCCUGAGUCCCUCGUUGCUCUUAGUACCUGUUCUGGAGGCUUUCGAGGCAUGUUACUGAUAAAUGACCUUGCUUAUGAAAUUGAACCAGUUAGGUUUUCUGUCACAUUUGAACACCUGGUGUAUAUGAUAGACACUGAUGAAACACAUUUCCCACCUAUGAGAUGUGGGUUAACAGAAGAGGAAAUAGCACGCCAAUUGGAGUUGCAAGCAUCAUAUAAUUCUACUCUGAUGCAAAGUUCUUAUGUGGGCUGGAGGACCCACUGGCGAUUUAUUGAGCUGUUAGUCUUUGUGGACCAUUUUCGAUUCCUUUACUGCAACAGUAAUGUGUCAGUAGUACAGCAGGAAGUAUCUGAUGUUGUCAACAUAGUUGAUAUCAUCUAUUACCCUUUAGAAGUUUAUGUGAGUUUGGCUGGUAUUGAGAUCUGGAAUCAAGGAAACCCAGUUCCCACUGAUAAUAUACAUGAGCUUUUGGAGGAUUUUGCCAUGUGGAAGUAUUUGAAUUUUGGUAACCAACUGUCACAUGAAGCUUCCCAUCUUUUCAUAAAAAAGUCAUAUGGUAUAAACUUCGGUCUUGCCUAUGUUGGAACAAUAUGCCAGUAUCCUUUCAAUUCUGGAGUUGAUGUUUUUGAAGACAAAAGUCUGGCUCUUUUUGCACUUACCGUGUCCCAUGAACUUGGUCAUAACUUGGGUAUGCUGCAUGAUGAUGAGUGGUGUGUGUGUGGGUUUGAGUUUUGCAUAAUGUAUUCUUCCAGAAAGGUGACAGAUAAAUUCAGCAACUGCAGCUAUGCCCAGUAUUGGGAUAACACAAUGAGUAGGGGAGUAUGUAUUCUCUCUCCUCCACUUUUAGAGAAUACCUUCAAAUUGCAGUAUUGUGGGAACCUAGUGGUUGAUGAAGGAGAGGAGUGUGACUGUGGAACCAUGCACCAGUGUGUAAAAGAUCCCUGUUGUCUGUUGAACUGCACUCUGAAGCCUGGAGCUGCUUGUGCUUUUGGCAUUUGUUGUAAAGACUGUAAGUUUAUGCCACCGGGGACUUUGUGCAGACAACAGGUUAAUGAAUGUGACCUUCCAGAGUGGUGCACUGGGACAUCCCACCAGUGCCCAGAAGAUGUAUAUGUGCAAGAUGGGAUUCCCUGUAGUGACAGUGCCUACUGCUACCAGUUGAGUUGUAGUAGCCAUGACAAGCAAUGCAGAGACAUUUUUGGCCAAGAUGCAAGGAAUGCACCUCAGAGUUGCUACAAAGAAAUCAACACCCAAGGAAAUCGAUUUGGUCACUGUGGUAUCGAAGACAUAACAUAUAAAAAAUGUGAGGACCCUGAUGUUCUCUGUGGGAGAAUCCAGUGUGAAAAUGUGGGAGUAAUUCCUAACCUGAUGGAACAUUCUACAGUGCAUCAAUUUCACUUCAAUAACACCACUUGCUGGGGCACCGAUUAUCAUUUAGGGAUGUCCAUACCUGAUAUUGGCCAAGUGAAAGACGGCACAGUAUGUGGUCCAGAAGAGAUAUGCAUCCAACACAGGUGUGCUAGAAAGAUUCAGUUACCACAAGACUGUCAAACUAAGACCUGCCAUAUGAAGGGGGUCUGCAAUAAUAAGCAGAAUUGCCACUGCAACCAUGGAUGGGCUCCUCCUUUCUGCAAUACCAGAGGCUAUGGAGGUAGUUACAACAGUGGGCCACCUCCUAAGUACCAUAAAUCAAGGUUCAGAAAGGAGGGGAUUUUGGGUCCCCUGUCAGUCCUGUGGCUUAUUCCUUUGAUUAUUUUUGUUUCAUUUUUCUUCAUUGUGGUUUGUAAGAAACCCAGAAGAAGAAAGAAGGAAGGAGAGAUGGAACAGGAAGAGAUUUUGGAAGAAGUGAGAGGAGAAAAGAGAAAUUAA
Messenger RNA from Condylura cristata (star-nosed mole), 2361 nucleotides. It is a transcript of the gene ADAM20, whose product is annotated as ADAM metallopeptidase domain 20. Gene Ontology annotation, biological process: male gonad development; proteolysis. Gene Ontology annotation, cellular component: plasma membrane; external side of plasma membrane; sperm head plasma membrane. The record is from RefSeq and is a predicted model, not a curated record. NCBI's taxonomy places the organism in Eukaryota, Metazoa, Chordata, Mammalia, Eulipotyphla, Talpidae. Gene Ontology annotation, molecular function: metalloendopeptidase activity.